AUGGCCACAGGUCCACGGCAAAACUAUACAUUCUUCAAGCCAGGGCCUUCCUCAACAUUACAACUGGAUGGUGUGACACAGCCCUUAUCAACUGAACUGAAGGGAACAGUGACAAACCUGGGUCUACAGGGGCCUGGCCUGGGCCUGACAGGAAACAAUGACAAACCUCAGGGACUAACAGAAAACUCUAACUGGCCUAGAUCUACAGGAAACUGUGAUUGGCCUGGGUCUACAGGGAGCUGUGAUUUGCCUGGGUCUACAGGGAGCUGUGGUUGGCCUGGGUCUACAGGGAACUGUGAUUGGCCUGGGUCUCAGGGAGCUGUGAUUUGCCUGGGUCUACAGGGAACUGUGAUUGGCCGGGGUCUACAGGGAGCUGUGAUUUGCCUGGGUCUACAGGGAACUGUGAUUGGCCUGGGUCUACAGGGAACUGUGAUUGGCCUGGGUCUACAGGGAACUGUGAUUGGCCUGGGUCUACAAGGAGCUGUGAUUUGCCUGGGUCUACAGGGAAGUGUGAUUUGCCUGGGUCUACAGGGAAGUGUGAUUGGCCUGGGUCUACAGGGAACUGUGAUUGGCCUGGGUCUACAGGGAACUGUGAUUGGCCUGGGUCUACAGGGAACUGUGAUUGGCCUGGGUCUACAGGGAAGUGUGAUUUGCCUGGGUCUACAGGGAAGUGUGAUUAGCCUGGGUCUACAGGGAAGUGUGAUUGACCUGGGUCUACAGGGAACUGUGAUUGGCCUGGGUCUACAGGGAACUGGGAUUUGCCUGGGUCUACAGGGAACUGUGAUUAGCCUGGGUCUACAGGGAACUCACAGCGAUUGGUCUUUAUCUACAGGGAACUGUGAUUUGCCUGGGUCUACAGGGAAGUGUGAUUGGCCUUGGUCUACAGGGAGCUGUGAUUUGCCUGGGUCUACAGGGAACUGUGAUUCGCCUGGGUCUACAGGGAACUGUGAUUGGCCUGGGUCUACAGGGAACUCACAGCGAUUGGGAACUGUGAUUGGGCUGGGUCUACAGGGAAGUGUGAUUGGCCUGGGUCUACAGGGAACUGUGAUUGGGCUGGAUCUACGGGGAAGUGUGAUUAGCCUGGGUCUACAGGGAACUGUGAUUGGCCUGGGUCUACAGGGAACUGUGAUUGGCCUGGGUCUACAGGGAACUGUGAUUGGGCUGGAUCUACAGGGAACUGUGAUUGGCCUGGGUCUACAGGGAAGUGUGAUUGGCCUGGGUCUACAGGGAACUGUGAUUGGCCUGGAUCUACAGGAAACUGUGAUUGGUCUGGGUCUACAAGGAACUGUGACUAACCUGAAUCUACAGGAAAUUGUGAUUGGCCUGGGUCUACAAGGAACUGUGAUUGGCCUGGGUCUACAAAGAACUGUGAUUGGCCUGGGUCUACAGGGAAGUGUGAUUGGCCUGGGUCUACAAGGAACUGUGACUAUAUAUAUAACCUGA
Messenger RNA from Pecten maximus, 1443 nucleotides. RefSeq names its product collagen alpha-2(I) chain-like. Bases 1 to 1443 code for a protein of 480 amino acids. The record is from RefSeq and is a predicted model, not a curated record. Lineage: Eukaryota; Metazoa; Mollusca; Bivalvia; Pectinida; Pectinidae. The transcript has 2 exons.